Molecule: messenger RNA, 390 nt
Organism: Cyphellophora europaea CBS 101466
Lineage: Eukaryota; Fungi; Ascomycota; Eurotiomycetes; Chaetothyriales; Cyphellophoraceae
Exons: 2
Coding region: 1-390 (129 amino acids)
Cellular component (GO): cytosol
Source: RefSeq, a predicted model, not a curated record
AUGUCUCUCGCAGACGAAGCCUUCCCCUCCUCCGCCGCCUUCGACGCCAUUGCAUCCGCCCUCUCCGCCGACGCAGCCGAGACCAAAAACGCUAUCAAGCAAGGCCAGGCCGUCUUCGCCUUCAAGCUAAAGAAUACCUCCGGCAAGGAGGAGGCGUGGCACAUUGACCUCAAGGAGACCGGCCAGGUCGCCAAAGGCGAGGCGCCAGCGGGCAAAAAGGCCGAUGUCGUGCUCUCUCUGAGCGACGAGAACUUCGGCAAGAUGGUGACGGGCAAGGCUAAGGCGCAGCAGCUGUUCAUGAGUGGGAAGCUGAAGGUUAAGGGCAAUGUGAUGAAGGCCACGAAGAUGGAACCUAUAUUGGCCAAGGCGAGCCCGAAGGCCAAGCUAUGA